This is a messenger RNA of Coregonus sp. 'balchen', 2596 nucleotides long. NCBI's taxonomy places the organism in Eukaryota, Metazoa, Chordata, Actinopteri, Salmoniformes, Salmonidae. The record is from the annotation of a GenBank genome assembly.
AUGUUGUCACAUGAGCUCACAUCUGAGCAUGGCUCUGGGACAGUGGGAGUGGAUGACAGUGUGUGUGUGUAUCGAGUAUGUGUAAGCUGUGCGCAUGUUUUGAUGUUUACAGUCCUUGUCCUUGCAUGUAUGAGGCUGGGGGCCAUGUCUGUCUGUUUUGGAACCACGCAGACUGUAUGUGUGUGUGUGUGUGUGUGUGUGUGUGUGUGUGUGUGUGUGUGUGUGUGUGUGUGUGUGUGUGUGUGUGUGUGUGUGUGUGUGUGUGUGUGUGUGUGUGUGUGUGUGUGUGUGUGUGUGUGUGUGUGUGUGUGUGUGUGUGUGUGUGUGUGUGUGUGUUGAGCGGCAGCUGAGGGCUGGUGUGGAUAUGGCAGUGGUGGUGGUUGGCAGUGUGUUUUGUGGUUGUGUUGUCAGAUUGCUGUGUGUCAGCAAAGAGCCAGGGGAAUGCUUGGCUGCCUAUCCAGGCCGGUGCGGACCCUGCCGUGCCCAGCUACCAUGGGCUGUCGGCGGGUGCUGGAGGGCACAGUGUUGGGAGUGUGAGUGGGGGGGGGGGGGGGGGGUAGGAAGAAGUACAGGGAGGCGGGGUUGUGGUCCAGUGGUUGUCAGCCAUGCAGUGGUGUAUGGCAGGGCCCUCUGGCAAAUGCUGGCCCUUGCCACCAUCACCACUAAUCCCCAUACCUCCCUCUCCCCGCUGCCUUCCUCUCUCCCCCACCGUCGCUCUGCUCAGUCUCCAGAGUCCCUGGGUGAUUUGUGGGGAGGAGGAGAGAUGUGGGAGCUUGGCUGCCUGACCUUUUACCAAAUCCCUCCGCUUUUCUAUUCCAAUGGUCACGGCCCAGACAGGCUAGGGGGCAAGGCUGCCUCACUGCCUCCCUGCCUUCCCGGCCAAAGCAUGUCCACCCUGCCUCCUUCCCUGCCCUCUUUGCCACUCUGUCCUGCCCUGGCCUUGCUUCUCUGGCUGUGUGUUGUUAACAUUGCGUCAUAGCUGCUCCAGGGAAGCAAAGGGAGGGAGAAAUAUAUACAGAGAGUGAGAGAAACAAAAAAGUGAUUAGGAAGAGAGAGAAGAGCUAAAAAGAGAGUGUGACACAGAGACUGUUGUUUUUGAGGUCAGAUUUCUUCACUUCUCUCUCUCCUUCUGUUCUGUCUUUGUUGAACAGUGAGGUGGGCAGAUCUGUGGAGUAGUGGUAGUGUGAUGUUCAGGCACUGUGCCCAGAGCAGAGUGUGUAUCAUAGUCUCUCCCGUCUCUGACGCCUGUACCUCAGCAUGUCUGAGCUGUUUAGAGCCUGUAUGUCUCUACGGCUACACUCCCACUCAAAUGCCUCAGACAAACAUCUUUGUCGUUGCAGUAGUAACAUAACAGGGGUGGCUGAGGAACACAGCAGAACAAUGUUAAGGACAGAUGGGAAUAACCUGAUAGAUUUCUACAGCAGGUAUCCCACCAUGUUCACACACUCUUUUUUUUAAAUGCUCAGAGCGUGCUUGGAGGCAAACCCCAAACAAAUGAUGCAAUGUUGCAGUCACCAACAAGGCUUACUGAAACCAGUGAGAGUAAAAGUCUGACUACCUACCCUCUCUCUUCCUUUUUCUCCAUCUCUAACUCCUCUCCCCUCGCCUCUCUCCUUCCUGCCCCUCCCACACUCUCAGUAUGCUGUGGGUCUAUAUCAUGGCAGAUGACGCGUGACGCCAUGCUUUUACGUAUAGUUUAGCCUAGCACUUUCUAUCCUCGUCAAUCUUCGUCUCGCUAAUUUUUUCUUAUACGGCACAAGCGAUUUGACUUGGCGGAUGGGUUAUACAUCUCAACAGUCAGCGUUCCCCAUGUCCCUCUAGAAUCGCAUGGCUGAUUUUUAUACAACCUUCGAUAAACCUACGUAUGGAUUUUCCGGAAGCUUGGUGCGACCAUUUAAUAUGGGCUUUGACACCAUGGUGACGUGGGGUCGAUACUUCAGCAGGGUCAUUACACCAGUAAAUUGGGUCAAGCAGGGUUAGAGGUCAGCCUCCUCCCAGCCCUCUGACCUCAUGACCAGAGGUUACUGAGGAGCGCUCCCCAUUUGCACGGGUGACCAGGACUGAAUUUGUGUGUGUGUGUGAUUGUGUGGUCACCACAGGCAAGGAGAAGGUGGGGGAUGGGUUUAGAGCAGUGUCCUUUUUCAGCCAGCAGAAUGGGGAGUGGGAGAGGGAGAGGAGUUAUUGAAGUAAUUUUACUGGACAGAUUUUGAGUGGGAUGUGAGAAUUAUUAUAUAAUUUAUGUAGGGGCUUUUAUGAUACAUUUUAGUGUGAUCUACAUAUUAACCAAAUAUGUUUAUUUUGGUUGUUGAUGCUAAAUCUGUGUUCCUCAGUGCUGACCCACUCACUAACCCUCUCCUCCCUCUGUGUUUGUUUCUCCUGUGCAGAGUCGGAGCUGUCUCAGAGUAAGGCUGGAGUAGGGGUGGGGGCCCCGGGGCCCGGAGGGGGCAAUGGGGGGAGCCACCUGCAGUGCCUGUCCGUCCACUGCACAGAUGAGCUGGGGGACAGUAAGGGCCGAGGGGGGCCCGUCUCCUCCUGGCGCUCCCUGCACUCCGACAUCUCCAACCGCUUUGGGACCUUCGUGGCGGCCCUGACCUGA